CCACGAGAUUCCAAGAUUACUAAUUUUGCACAGAAAGUUCAUCCUCAUCCUCAAUGUAUUCAAAAACAAUAUGAAGAAGCACUUCUCAGAUGGAUGUUAUGUUUAAACCAGCCUCUUUCCACUGUUACUGAUAAAGCAUAUAAAGAAAAAAUGGCCGUAUUUGAUCCUUCUUUUAUUAUUCUGGAAGAAAAAAAAAUUAGAACUAUGAUCAUGAAGAGUUACAAUUAUAACCAGGAGGAUUUACGAAACCUUAUUCAAAGUAUCAAAAAUGGUUUACUUAUGACAGACUUCUGGUCCAGCAAGGCUAAGCAUGGAUAUUUGAGAAUUACAGCGACUUGGAUUACGCCAAAUUUUGAAAUUAAAGAUGUAAUACUAGAAAAUAAAUAUAUUCCCUCACCACAUACAAGUAGAGUUAUUGCUAAAGAACUUCACAAGUGUAUUGUAUCUUGGAACCUUGUGGGUCGUAUAAUAUCAAUCACUACUGACAAUGGACGUAAUAUGUUGGCAAUUAGAAAAGGAUUAGCGCUAACAGAGAUUCUAGUAGCAUGCUCAAGAAGACUAAUCCAGUUUUUCCAAUAUCAAAAGCAGGUUGAACGAUUAGAAGAAGUACAAAAAAAACUUGGUUAUACAGAUGUUUUGCGUUGUAUUCAAGAUAUAUCUACGUAUUGGAAUUCUCUGUAUUAUGCUUGGGAUCAUUUUUUUUCCCUAAAGGAUGCAAUUAUUCAACUUCAAACUGAUUUAUUUAUUUCACUUGAUCGAGAAAUAAAAAAAGAUGGUAAUAAAUUAAAAAGGAUACUUCUCUCUGAUGAUGAAUGGGAGCUAUUAGAUCAACUUAUCGAUUUGCUAAUACUAUUUGAAGAGGCAACAUGA
Messenger RNA from Racocetra persica, 870 nucleotides. NCBI's taxonomy places the organism in Eukaryota, Fungi, Glomeromycota, Glomeromycetes, Diversisporales, Gigasporaceae. The record is from the annotation of a GenBank genome assembly.